This is a messenger RNA of Oryzias melastigma (Indian medaka), 2422 nucleotides long. RefSeq names its product hemicentin-1. The record is from RefSeq and is a predicted model, not a curated record. Bases 143 to 1987 code for a protein of 614 amino acids. The transcript is spliced from 14 exons. Lineage: Eukaryota; Metazoa; Chordata; Actinopteri; Beloniformes; Adrianichthyidae.
AAGUGAAGCAGCAAAAGUUUUUUUUUUUUGUUAAAUUAAACAUUUGAAUUUAUAAACUUUAGAGACUCAAGACCUUGAAGUCCAAGAGUCUUCUUGGAAAGAAGUGAAGAGGCUGCUCCAUGGUAACCAUGGUCACGGCUUGAUGCAGGAGGAUCCUACUGCUCUUCUCUUCACGAAAUCUCAACUCAGAUUUCAAUCAUUUCUGAAAACAGCAGUUGGAAAAGGAAAAGCAUCUUUCUUGUAUGCCGUCACGGUUUUUGCAAAUAAAAGUUUCAAAGCCCUUUCUGUCUGCACUCGGUGCUUUAGUUUCGUAUCAAACAUGGCAGUUAACUGCCUGAUUCUUCAGACAGGGAGGGGACAGCACUAUCAGUGGCAUGCACAUGCUCGUGAGUUGGUGUUGCUGCACAUAUGCUCCUGCUGCUUUGGAGCGGUAGAACACUCAUUUCUCUGCAGGAUGUUUGCUUCCCUCUUGGUUGUCGUUCUGGGGUUGCGUUGCGGUGGUGGCAGUGACAGUGGUGCGUCGGGUGAGUUACUGCUGGGGAGUCCAAAGCUUUCUGGUCCAUCAGAAGCUCUGGUCACAGAUAUUGUGAACUUUUUUUGUGAAUUACCAAAUCACCCCCAAAAUGAGUCCAUCGAGCUGCGCUUAUUAAAGAAGGGGGACCGCCCCAAGCAUCUGGGGGAGUACACCUCUCUGAGAGGGGAGGUUGGUCCCAUUCCAAAAAGGAUCCAAUUAUCCCAUGAAGGUUACCUGGUGUGUGUGGCCAGCGUGCAGAACAACUCUGCCAUUAAUUCGACGGUCAGCCAAACGCACUACCUGAAGGUCAUUGAGCCAGUAAAGGGCGCACAGAUCAUCCCCUCAGGUCCUGUGGAGCUUUUUGAAGGCGGUGAAGUGGAGCUGCAGUGCAAGCUCAGUGCUGGUAAUCAUGUGUCCUUCAUGUGGUUACGUGAUGGACAGAUCAUCAAUCCGUCCCUCAUCCGUGCUGAUGACAGCUUUGUAAUCAGUCGAGCGACCUCCAAGGACAGCGGUUCCUACAUCUGUGUAGCUACCAACACCUUUAAUGGCACAAAUGUCUUCAACGCCAGCAGCCCUGAGCUCCUUGUCACAGUGAAAGCACGGGUGUCAAACCCAGACAUCUCUUUCACAGUGUUUAAGGAGAGUUACCAAAGUUAUUUCUGCGUCGUCUCGUGCCAGUCAACCAGAGGAACUCCACCAAUCAGGUUUUCACUCUUCAACGGCACGGAUCUAGUCAGCAAUGUCACUGUUCAGGAGAGACGCGCUACAUUUAAGAUUCCUGUGGUCCUGGACCAGCAUUUGGGAUUGUUCCAGUGCCAAGCAAGCAACAGCAACCGGACUGCCAGCAGUCGCUGGAUUCCAUUAGAAAUCGUCCCGGUUGGUGGGCCUGUAACCAUGCACUUGGAGUACGACAUGGCAGAAAACUAUGAAGUCAUCUACUUGAGGCUCUACUGCAAACCAGAAAGAGGCUCUCAUCCAAGCUUCCAGUGGUACCUCAACAAGAACCCCCUUCAUGACCAAGGCAGCUUCUACUAUGUGUUCAACCAGCUGCCAGGACAGUCCAUCCUGCUGGUCUCUGUGGGGGAGGUCAGUGCAGGGAGAUACCACUGUGAAGUUUCUGACAGCUUUGAUAACAGCACUGUCAUCAACAGCAAGAGGUGCUAUUUGGAUAGAAAAGUGCUGAACCACAUUCCAGCAUUAGUGGUUGGAGUUGUGUUUGGGUGUUUUUCCGUCAUCGUCCUCCUCGUGUCUGCCUGCUGUGCAGCAGGCGUGAUCUUCAGACGGAGGAGGUACGUAGAAGCUACUCUACUUACCUUGGAGAAGGACCAAUGGGAGACUGCCUGUGAGGAUGAGCUGGAACUGUCAAUGUACGGUGAAGAUGUGGUGACUGGUGAAGAGGCAGAGUUUGAUCAUGCAUCAGAAGAUUCUGUGGAUGAUUGGAUUCAGUACAAGAAGAUCCUCGAGGAGGUUUAAGAGGACAUUUCCGCUCAGCUGUGUGUGAUAGAACGUGCAUUGAUGCUGAUAAUUUUUUUCUUGUCUUUUUACCAUAAAUAUUUUGAAUAUAUUUGUACAAAAAUGCUGUGAGAAGCAUUCUCACCUGUGAGUUUGUAAAACUGACUUCAGUCACCUGUUAAAUCCAGACUAAAGUGUAAAAAAUAAGAAAAAGCUGAGGCAAAGCUUCCUGAAUUGAUAUCUGAACACUAUCACUAGUUUGUUUUAGAAGUAAUACUUAAGUGUUUUUAUUUUUUAUACACUUAAUUGCCUAAACAAGUGAAACUUUUGAGAUUCAUUUAUUUUGCUGGAACUGUGAUGAGUAACAGACAGCAGGAGCCAUGAACAUAACCAUAAAGCCCCAACCUAUAAUGGACCAGAAAACUAUUUUAUUAAACCUCAGUUUCUGGAAUCACA